Aspergillus campestris IBT 28561 is the source of this 796-nucleotide messenger RNA. RefSeq lists its product as uncharacterized. The record is from RefSeq and is a predicted model, not a curated record. NCBI's taxonomy places the organism in Eukaryota, Fungi, Ascomycota, Eurotiomycetes, Eurotiales, Aspergillaceae. The coding region runs from base 277 to 738 and encodes 153 amino acids. The transcript has a single exon.
AUCGAAAUGGGAUAAGCCAGACGAUGAGAAGUGAUCCGAUCGCGAUGGAAGAUCCAAGGAAGACUGAAGGCAACGGCGUCCGGUUGAGAGGGAUUGACGAAGAUGCAAUCGUUCCAGGUGAACCACUGGGGAGAUUUUUGACCCAGCACGGACCUGACGGGGUGAUGAAUUCAGAGGGCAGUGCACGGAGCCGCACAAUGACCGCAUUCGGCCUCGGCACGAGCGCUGCGACCGUCCCAGUUGACUCUUCCGGCCAAACCCCAAUUAAAUCCAGUCAUGCGACGACACGGUAGGAUACUGGGUCGCUGGAUUGGGACGCAAAUUGAUCGUGGUUCUGUCCUUGGGGGCAGGCGAUUAUCCCGGUUCCCGCUUGCGAAGAGAUGGUGCAGCGAUCGAGUUUUUCGGGUUGGCGCAUCGCAGAUACCGACAUUCAAGGCAUGCAUCGUAUCACACCAGGGAAUCCGACGUGUGCUCCAGGGAUUGAACAGGCAAUGGUCCAGGGAUAGAAGUAGAAACGCGGCUUCCUUUUUCUUCUUUCUUCUUUUUCUUUUCUUUCGUUUUCUUCGUGUACAAAGAAUGAAGCGGUCUCGGCUCCAGAACCCAACAAAAGAAACAACUUACCAGCAAUAUAAAACAAAAGCGGCCUUGAAACUAGCUUUCGCUGAAGAAAAAAGACGUCAAGGAGAUACGUUGCUUUGGCGUGGCGCAAAUCAAGGAUGCGUGAAGACAAGGACGUGAGGCGACAACGCGACCAAGAACCGGAUUGGAAAUCGAGAAGAACUGGCGGAAAGUAGCG